AGCGGGACCAGGCAAAGACAGCAGGAGUUCUAAUCACCUGCCCGUGCGUCUUAGAUGCUUCUCCUCAGGCGAGGGCGGGUCACGUGUCCGACUGCCAAUCACAGAAAGGGGCGUGUCUUUUAACUGCAGGUGGGAGAGGUUAAAAGGUGUGCAGUAUACUUGUAUUAGCGUUAUUGUGGUUCAUUAGUAUUGGGUAUUAUUCAUACUGCUUCCCGCGCCUCUAUAACACGCUUAAGAUGUCACUGAGUACUACCUCAUGUCUUUUCGUGCCGCGUGUUAGCCGCUAAAUAAGCCCCGCGUGCCGCAACCUGCCGGUGUGACGCAGCCUGCACUCGCAGUUACUAUAUAAUUACUUGGAGUGUGGCUCGCGGAGGCGUGUCGGGGGCUAGCGGUGCAGUAUGUGGAGAGUUGCCUUGGCUCUAGUUGUAUUUGCCGGGAUCCGUUUGCAUUUUGCUUUAGAUAUCUAUACGAAUAGCUGGGGGGUGCACGUACCUGAUGGCACUGUGGAGGUGGAAAGAAUAGCGCGGAAGUUUGGUUUUAUCAAUCUGGGACAGGUUGUGCUUGGCAGUAAUUUCUACCAUCUGCGUCAUCGUGGAAUACAGACAAAAUCUUUCAGCCCUCACUGGGGCAGGCAUGUCCAGCUGAAAAAAGAACUGAAGGUUCAGUGGUUUGAGCAACAGACCUUGAAGAGAAGAAAGAAACGGCAGGCUAAUGUGGUGCCAAAGGACCCUAUGUUCAGCGAGCAGUGGUACAUGAAUAACGAUGUGAAUCCUGACUUAGGAGUGCUGACUGCUUGGAGCCAUGGGUACACAGGAGAGGGUGUGGUUGUGACCAUCCUGGAUGAUGGGCUUGAAAAGGACCACCCUGAUCUUGCAAAGAACUAUGACCCAAGGGCAAGUUACGAUUUCAACAAUAACGAUCCUGACCCCCAACCUCGAUAUGAUCCAACCAAUGAGAACCGCCAUGGUACCCGAUGUGCUGGUGAGGUAGCUGCACUUGCGAAUAAUGAUAUCUGUGGUGCAGGAAUUGCAUAUAACGCUCGACUAGGAGGUGUGCGGAUGCUGGAUGGAUUGAUCACAGAUAUCAUUGAAGCCCAGUCGCUUAGUCUAAAUCCACAGUAUAUUCACAUUUAUAGUGCCAGCUGGGGCCCUGAUGAUGAUGGAAAGACUGUAGAUGGACCAGGAGUGCUAGCAACAGAGGCUUUUUAUAAGGGAAUAGUAAAUGGCCGUGGUGGCCUUGGAUCUGUCUUUGUUUGGGCAUCUGGAAAUGGUGGCAUCCAUUAUGACAACUGCAACUGUGAUGGGUACUCCAAUAGUAUCUACACUCUUUCUGUGGGGAGUACCACAAAACAUGGAAAGGUCCCUUGGUACAGUGAGGCGUGCGCAUCCACACUCACAACCACCUACAGCAGUGGCAUCAAUAAAGCAGGGCAGAUUGUCACCACUGAUAUACGUCAUAGAUGCACAGAUCAGCAUAGUGGCACAUCGGCUUCUGCGCCACUCGCUGCUGGAAUCAUUGCUCUUGCACUAGAGGCAAACCCAGCUCUUACUUGGAGGGAUUUACAACAUAUUGUUGUGAGAGCAUCUAGCCCUGCCAACCUCAUUACUGAAGACUGGGUAGUGAAUGGCGUAGGAAGAAAAGUGAGUCACCAUUUUGGUUAUGGGCUCCUGCAUGCUGGACGAAUAAUAGAUCUUGCUCAAAAGUGGGAAACAACACGUCCUCAAAGAAAAUGCCUGGUCGAAGUUGUGAGUGUUCCUCGAAAACUGCAUUCUAGCCUCUUGGUGACUGAGAACAUUAUCGCCUGUGCCAGUUCCCCCAACCACAUUGUGUCUCUGGAGCAUGUCCAAGCCCAAAUCUCCCUCAGCUAUAGUCGCAGAGGUGACCUGGAAAUCUAUCUCACCAGUCCUAUGGGGACUCGUUCUGUGCUGGUAGCUUUGAGACCACAUGAUACUAGCACUGAUGGCUACAAGGAGUGGUCCUUUAUGAGCACACACAGCUGGGAUGAGAAUCCACGAGGCUUUUGGACCUUGGAACUUGUGAAUAAGGGAAGCAACAAGAACAAUGGAUUCCUAAAUGGUUUCACGCUAAUUCUGUAUGGGACGGAUGAAGAUAUGAUGGCCAGGAAGAUCCACGCAUCUGUAAUGAGAGAUUGUUUGACCUGGAGCAACAGUGGAGUAUGCAGUGAAUGUGAGUCACCAUAUUAUGUCUUUGGAAACAUCUGCUUGUCUUAUUGCCCUCCCAAAUACUUCAAGGCUACAAACAAGGUGGAGUUGUCAGAAACUGAGAGCAUUGUCAAUGUUUGCGCUGCUUGUCAUCCGUCUUGCUACACCUGCAGUGGAAGUUCUGCCACAAACUGCACUGCCUGCUCACCAUUCUCUACUUACGAUGAAAAAGAAAACUCUUGCUCACAACCUCACUUCCCAAGGGCAGAUAUUAGUACUUCCUCAUCCAUCCAAGUCUCUCGAACUGUAGCAGUAGUAUUGAUAAUGAGCGGGGCUAUUAUAACCUUGAUGUGCAUGUUGUCUUUUAUUCCCUGGUUUUUAGCAAGGGCAACUGUGAACAGACAUCAGCCUCAGUUCUCUGGUGUGGAGAUGCUUAAUCUGGAGGCACUGAAUAAAGAUGUGGAAGCCACACAGGAGGCAGAGUCUCAAUUUCUUACUCCUGCACAAACUGAUGAGGGUAAAAAUGAAUAAGCACAAUGAGCAAAUAAAGAAACAGUUGCUUCACCAACAGGCAACAAACAUUACUUAACA
Messenger RNA from Spea bombifrons (plains spadefoot toad), 2753 nucleotides. It is a transcript of the gene PCSK4, whose product is annotated as proprotein convertase subtilisin/kexin type 4. The transcript is spliced from 15 exons. Gene Ontology annotation, biological process: peptide hormone processing. Lineage: Eukaryota; Metazoa; Chordata; Amphibia; Anura; Pelobatidae. Gene Ontology annotation, molecular function: serine-type endopeptidase activity. The record is from RefSeq and is a predicted model, not a curated record. Bases 399 to 2693 code for a protein of 764 amino acids. Gene Ontology annotation, cellular component: Golgi membrane; trans-Golgi network.